GGAUGGGUGUGGGUGGCCCGGGGAUCUCGGCAGCCCCACGCCCAUGUCCCGAUCCGCAGCUGGUGUCCCCCGAGGAGCACCGGCGGUUCCUGGAGCGGGGUUUGGCUCUGGCCGAGCGGCGCAGCCAGAACAGUUUCCACUGCCGGGGCCGGGACUGCCCGGGCUGGUGCUUCUACGAGGACGCGGUGAACGAGUUCCCGUGUCCCGUGUGGGGGGCCCUCAACUGCCUCCUGUGCAAGGCCAUCCACGAGGGGCAGAACUGCCGCCAGUACCAGGACGAGCUGCAGCUGCGGGCGCAGCACGACGCGGCCGCGCGGCAAACCAGCGACAUGCUGCAGCCGUUGGUGCAGCGGGGGGAGGCCAUGCACUGCCCCACGUGCCGCAUCGUGGUGCAGAAGAAGGACGGGUGCGACUGGAUCCGCUGCACCGUGUGCCAGACCGAGAUCUGCUGGGUCACCCGCGGGCCGCGAUGGGGGCCGGCG
Corapipo altera (White-ruffed manakin) is the source of this 482-nucleotide messenger RNA. Its product is annotated as ranBP-type and C3HC4-type zinc finger-containing protein 1-like. Lineage: Eukaryota; Metazoa; Chordata; Aves; Passeriformes; Pipridae. Gene Ontology annotation, biological process: positive regulation of canonical NF-kappaB signal transduction; proteasome-mediated ubiquitin-dependent protein catabolic process; protein linear polyubiquitination. The transcript has 3 exons. The record is from RefSeq and is a predicted model, not a curated record. The annotation marks the transcript as partial. Gene Ontology annotation, molecular function: ubiquitin binding; ubiquitin-protein transferase activity. Gene Ontology annotation, cellular component: LUBAC complex.